Molecule: messenger RNA, 1582 nt
Organism: Stegastes partitus (bicolor damselfish)
Lineage: Eukaryota; Metazoa; Chordata; Actinopteri; Pomacentridae
Gene: sephs1
Product: selenophosphate synthetase 1
Exons: 2
Biological process (GO): L-selenocysteine biosynthetic process
Cellular component (GO): cytoplasm
Molecular function (GO): ATP binding; selenide, water dikinase activity
Source: RefSeq, a predicted model, not a curated record
CCGCUGGUCUCAUGCACACCUUCAACGCUCACGCGGCCACCGACAUCACAGGGUUUGGCAUCCUUGGCCAUGCUCAGACGUUGGCACGGCAACAGCGAAGUGAGGUGUCAUUUGUCAUCCACAACCUCCCGGUGCUCGCCAAGAUGGCUGCCGUUUCCAAAGCCUGCGGGAACAUGUUUGGACUGAUGCAUGGCACCUGCCCUGAAACAUCAGGCGGCCUGCUGAUCUGUUUGCCUCGGGAGCAAGCCGCCCGCUUCUGUGCCGAGAUCAAAUCUCCCAAGUACGGAGAGGGCCACCAAGCGUGGAUCAUCGGGAUUGUAGAGAAAGGAAACCGCACUGCUCGCAUCAUCGACAAGCCAAGAAUCAUAGAAGUGGCACCGCAAGCAGCCACGCAGAAUGUCAACCCGACACCCGGUGCAACUUCGUAAUCUUCCUUCGAUGCGUCAUAGACCGGAACCCAAAAGCUCUGUCGAGUGAUUUUAGACACAUAAACUACAAAAACCAUCCUAGAGUGUUGAAAUAUAUACACAAGAUAGUAUGUACACAGAAAAGACUGGGUUGGCGUGCAUCAUCGUGAAAACAGCCCCACACAGUGGCCUCGGGGGACACGCCACCACCCAGUGGACUCAACCUGCAGUAUCCCCCCUCCCCCCAUAAUAACAAUUGGUAAGAACUAGAGCAUACUGAAAAUCCGUUUGCCUUUUCGUGUCUGUCGUGUUCUGUUUUGUUAAAUGUGCUUGAUUGGCAGGCAGCUUGUGACAAGAGAGCGAUCGUUACGAUGAAGACAAUAAUCUGGUAAUGCUGAUUCAUUUUGAAUCAUAGGAAGCCUGGAGUCUGUUGUCUGUUUGGCUCUUUUUAAAAUUGCUCUCAUCAAACAAACAAACAUACAAACAAACUGUGUAUGGUGUUUUUGUUUGUUGCCCAUUCACUUUGUACAGUUAUAAAGCCUAGUUUUAGUUCGUUGCUGUAACUGAUGCCUUGAAAGAAACCGAGUGUGACCGGAAUGGCUUGUUUUUUUAUUACUUUGACUUUUUGUAUUGUCCCCACAUAAACUAAUAAUAAAUAGUCAAAUAGAAGACGGUUUGUUCUCGCUGCUUUGGAGCUGCACUCCUGAAUCAAAUUGGACGUCAGGUUGAUUUUUCCACAUUAAAGAACCGAUGCUGCUCCAUUGUGCAUUGUUCUGAAGUUAGAAAUGAAACUGGAGUCAUGGGUGACACAGUAUCUGCAUAAUCCUCAGGAGAUGAACCUUAAACCAUCUGCAUUCCCAGUAUCAUUAUACGGUAAUAUGAUGUAAGCUUUCCAUCGUAGAUUCAAAAAAAAAAAAAAGCAGCCCAGGGUUGUGAGUCAACAAGUUCUCUAAACAUCUUGUUGCCUGGUUGUUGUGUCCAGAAUCUGGUGCGUUUUAUUUUUUACUAAAGAUGUGCUGAGAGCAGUCUGACCUAAAGUAAUGAAAGCUUCCAGCUGGUCAGAGUUCGUUUUUGUUUUCCCUAAUAGCUGGAGGGAAUCUGGAAGAUCUCUGUAAAUGUUCAGGAACAAGAUAUAAUCUCCAUCCCACCUCUUACAAUAAACCUCUCUUAUAAUA